AUGGAAGUUUAUUUGAAGACCAACUUCGACCAGUGGUUCAACAUCACCCGAGGUUACAAGGCUCCAGUCGAUAACGCUGGAAUCCCAAUGGACCCGGAACAUUGGAAUCCAGAAAUGAAGAAAAAGGCGCAGAUCGACUUGAAAGCUCUCAACACAAUUCAGUGCAGACUAACAAAAGAAGAGCUGAACCGCGUCGGCCCACACGAAAACGCAAAGAAACUUUGGGAUAAGCUAAUAGAACUAUACGAGGGAACCAACGAUGCCAAGAUAACAAAGAGAGAUUUAUUUUUACAUAAAUUGUUUAAUGUCAAAAUGCAGGAAGGUGAGACUGCCAGUCAACUGCAUGUGAGGAUAAAGGACAUCCUCAACGGACUCCACACAAUCGACCAUCAAUUAGAGAACUGA
This is a messenger RNA of Zingiber officinale, 405 nucleotides long. RefSeq lists its product as uncharacterized. Lineage: Eukaryota; Viridiplantae; Streptophyta; Magnoliopsida; Zingiberales; Zingiberaceae. The record is from RefSeq and is a predicted model, not a curated record. Bases 1 to 405 code for a protein of 134 amino acids. The transcript has a single exon.